AUUUCAAUACUUAUCUAUUUCCAUUGAUUAAGUAUACUUGAAAAUUAAAAUCUAAAAACAAAAUCAAAUAGCCGAUUCUAAUUAAACACGUAUUUAAACCAUUAUUGCAGCUUAAAUUGUCUAACUUACAUCUCAGCAGGUACGCUUUAUUGACGUUAUAUACCGUUGAGAAAAAAAAUUCAUUGACUAACAAGAUGAGUCAUCCUGAGUAACUAAUCAAAAUGUAUGCUAAGUAAAUGAUGUUCUCACAUAUGUGCUUUACAAAAAUAGUCAUAACAGACGUGCAUAAAAAAAUACUCGAGACUUAGCGUAGUUAAAUGGAUUACGAGUUCAAAAUUAAGACUGGCAAUGAAAGAGCCAAGGUAGAAGAACUUUUUGAUUAUGAAGGUUGUAAAGUGGGAAGAGGUACCUAUGGACAUGUGUAUAAAGCACGGAGAAAAGACGGAGACAAUAGCAAGGAUUUUGCUUUAAAGCAAAUUGAAGGCACUGGAUUGUCAAUGUCAGCAUGCCGUGAAAUUGCUUUGUUAAGAGAACUGAAACAUCCAAAUGUAAUAAAUUUAAUACGUGUAUUUUUGUCACACAAUGAUAGAAAAGUAUGGUUACUAUUUGAUUAUGCAGAACAUGAUCUUUGGCAUAUAAUAAAAUUUCAUCGAGCUGCUAAAGCAAAUAAGAAACCUGUUAUGGUUCCUAAAGGAAUGGUCAAAUCACUGUUGUUUCAAAUACUUGAUGGGAUACAUUAUUUGCAUUCUAAUUGGGUUUUACACAGAGAUUUGAAACCAGCAAAUAUAUUAGUUAUGGGAGAAGGUCCAGAAAGAGGACGAGUUAAAAUAGCUGAUAUGGGAUUUGCUCGAUUAUUUAAUGCCCCAUUAAAACCACUGGCUGAUCUCGAUCCUGUUGUAGUUACAUUUUGGUAUCGUGCUCCAGAACUUUUAUUAGGAGCAAGACAUUACACUAAGGCUAUUGAUAUAUGGGCUAUCGGUUGUAUAUUUGCUGAAUUAUUAACAUCAGAACCGAUUUUUCAUUGCCGCCAAGAAGAUAUUAAAACAAGUAAUCCAUACCAUCACGAUCAACUAGAUAGAAUUUUUAAUGUAAUGGGUUUUCCUCAAGAAAAAGACUGGGAAGACAUAAAAAAAAUGCCAGAACACACAACUUUAAUGAAAGACUUCAAACGUUCAAACUAUUCAAAUUGUUCUUUGAUCAAGUAUAUGGAUCGGCAUAAAAUAAAACCAGAGAGUAAAGCAUUUCAUUUGCUGCAAAAAUUACUAUUAAUGGACCCAAACAAAAGAAUUACUUCUGAGCAAGCAAAACAAGACUCAUAUUUUCAAGAAGAUCCUACACCGACUUCUGAUGUUUUUGCUGGCUGUCCGAUUCCGUAUCCCAAAAGAGAAUUUUUGACUGAUGAUGAUCAAGAUGAUAAAGAUAAACGCCAGCAAGCUACGAAUAUAUUUGCAUAUGAUCGUGGACGGUACUUAGUCGAUAGUUCUAACACUCGCACUUAUAUUAAGAACGAUAAUAUCACACCUAGAUUUGACAAUAUUGCCCAGGAACGUCGUAAUAGCUUAAUCGACAACGCUUAUGUUAAUAGUUUGCACAAUUGGCAUGGCUUUAAUCCUACUGCGCUGGAGGGUGCUCAUUCUGAUCAAGCGGGAAGUCAUCAUAGUCAUCAACAACAACAACAUGCUGCAAACCAAAAACGAAUGCGAAUGAAUGGACUUGGUGGUCAUCCUAGUGUUAAUCCUGGAACAGUAAUGCCGAGUACAGUUCAACAACAACAACAGCAACAACAACAAGUACAACAACAGCAACAACAAGUACAGCAACAACAACAGCAGCAGCAGCAACAACAACAACAACAUCAACAACAACAGCAACAACAACAAUUACAGCAACAACAACCACAUCAACAAGACUUUCAUCAUGUACCGCAACACCAACAGCAAAUGAUGUAUUCACAACAAGGAAAUCCGAAUGGCCCAGGACCAAGCUAUUCACAGCGAUUCUAAAUCUUUUGUAAUGAUAGACUAAAUUUUCAAGUAAUCUUUUAAUGACUGAAGGAUUCUACUAUCCGUGAAGAUUUAGAUUGUGAUCUAUACAUAUUUACUAUACUUGUACUAUAAAUGAAGAAUUAAUAAUCUAUA
Molecule: messenger RNA, 2138 nt
Organism: Adelges cooleyi (spruce gall adelgid)
Lineage: Eukaryota; Metazoa; Arthropoda; Insecta; Hemiptera; Adelgidae
Gene: Cdk8
Product: cyclin-dependent kinase 8
Exons: 13
Coding region: 318-2003 (561 amino acids)
Biological process (GO): protein phosphorylation
Cellular component (GO): mediator complex; nucleus
Molecular function (GO): ATP binding; RNA polymerase II CTD heptapeptide repeat kinase activity; cyclin-dependent protein serine/threonine kinase activity
Source: RefSeq, a predicted model, not a curated record